AUGGCUUCCAAUAUUCACUACCUUCUUUGCUUCAUUGUUCUCGUACUUUUUCCUUGUUCCACCGUGGCUCAAACGUCGAGAAACAUAUCCUUAGGCUCAUCCCUCACUGCCAAAAACGAUGACAACUCAUCUUGGCCAUCCCCAUCUGGUGAGUUUGCUUUUGGUUUUCAACAGAUUGUGAAAGACGGUUUCUUACUAGGCAUCUGGUUCGAUAAAAUACCAGAGAAAACAAUUGUGUGGUCAGCCAAUAGAGACAGUCUUGUGCCACAAGGAUCAAAAGUUGAGCUCACCAGUGAUGGCCAAUUUGUGCUCAAUGACGCAAAGGGCAAUCAAAUAUGGUCGGCCGAUGUUUAUAAUACCGGAGUUUACUACGCAGCCAUGCUCGACAGUGGAAAUUUUGUGCUGGCUGACCAAAACUCCACCUACCUGUGGGAGAGUUUUGAUCACCCAACUGACACAAUGCUUCCCACACAAAGUCUCAAGCAGAAUGGCAUACUCUACGCUCGCUACACAGCGACAAAUUACUCCACAGGUAGAUUCAUGAAAACACUACAACUUGAUGGAAAUCUCGUGCUUUACACAACAUAUUACCCUCAAUAUUCUGCCAAAUCCCCAUACUGGGCAUCCUGGUCAGUUGCCAAAAAUACUGAAAUUGGAUAUCAAGUCAUCUUCAAUCAGUCUGGCUUUAUUUACCUUACAUCAAAGAAUGGGAGCAUACUGUAUACAAUAUCAGCCAACUCAAUCGCAUCCCAAGAGUUCUACCAGCGAGCUACACUCGACUAUGAUGGAGUUUUGAGGCACUAUAAGCACCCUAAAAGCAGCAGCGCAAGUGGGGGAAGGUUGCCUUUGGCCUGGUCUACUGCCUCUUUCAUACCACCAAAUAUUUGCUUGUCACUUGUCGAAGUUAUAGGAGGCGGUGCAUGUGGGUACAACAGCUUAUGUAGGCUUGAUGAUGCAGGAUCAACUUGUCUAUGUCCAGAUGGUUUCAGUUUUUUUGAUCCUGAUGAUAAGCUCAAAGGAUGCAAACAGGAUUUUGUUCCACAAAGUUGCGAUGCUGGAGAUGCCCCAGAUGAGUUUGACUUAAAAGAGAUGGAAUACACUAAUAUGCCACAUUUGGAUUACGAGUUUUUCAAACCGGUGUCUGAGGAUUGGUGCAUACAGAAUUGCCUAGAGGAUUGCUUUUGUGUUGUUGCCAUUUUCAAUAACCUAUCUCAGUGCUAUAAGAAGGGACUCCCUUUUUCGAAUGGGAUGAUUGAUCCUACUAUUACUGGGACGAAAGCUUUUAUCAAAAAAAGGAAUAACAAUUCUACUUUAAAGGAUGGAAGAGCCAAUUCACAAAAGAAAAAAGAUGAUUCAACUUUGAUCAUUGUUGGAUCAGUGCUCCUAAGUAGCCUGGGGAUUCUGACCUUCAUCUUACCUCUGAUAACAUAUGUGGUUGUUUCUCGAAUGCAUUCUAGGAAAGUUCCGGCGGUUCAACCUUACCAAGGCAUGAACUUGAAAUAUUUUACUUAUGAGGAGUUAAAGGAAGCUACAAAUGAGUUCAUGGAAGAACUAGGUAGGGGUGCUUCAGCAACAGUUUUCAAAGGAGUGUUAGCUUGUGACGAGGGAAAACGUGUUGCAGUCAAAAUUUUAGAUGCAAAGGUUGGAGAAAGUGAUCUAGAAUUCAAUGCUGAAGUGAAAGCAAUUGGGAGAACAAAUCAUAGGAAUUUAGUCCAACUUCUUGGAUAUUGCAAUGAGGGGAAUCACCGAAUUCUUGUGUAUGAGUAUAUGAGCAAUGGCACUUUAGCAACCUUCCUAUUCGGAGAGUCAAGGCCAAACUGGAACCAAAGAAGGCAAAUUGCAUUAGGAGUUUCUAAGGGGCUCUUGUAUUUGCAUGAGGAGUGCAGCAACCAAGUUGUACAUUGUGACAUUAAGCCUCAAAACAUUCUCCUAGAUGACUCCUUCACAGCAAGAAUCUCCGAUUUUGGAUUAGCCAAGCUUUUGAGACUGGACCAGACUCGCACUAUUACAGGAAUUAGGGGAACAAAAGGGUAUGUGGCACCAGAAUGGUUCAAGAACAUGCCCAUCACAGCAAAGGUGGAUGUCUACAGCUUUGGUAUUUUGUUGUUAGAGAUCAUUUGCUGCAGGAAGAAGUUUGACGAAGAAACAGAAGAUGAAGAUCAAAUAAUACUCGCUGACUGGGUAUAUGACUGCUACAGCCAAAAGAAACUACAUCUGUUGCUGGAGAAAAUUGAUGAGGCAAAGGAAGACAUCAAGAUGAUGGAGAAGUAUGUGAUGAUUGCAAUGUGGUGCAUUCAGGAAGAUCCAUCACUCAGACCUACCAUGAAGAAAACCAUUCAUAUGCUUGAAGGAACUGUGGAAGUUCCAAUUCCACCGGAUCCAUCUUCUUACACAAGUUCCAUAUUUGUACACAUACGUUAGUGA
Molecule: messenger RNA, 2424 nt
Organism: Argentina anserina (silverweed cinquefoil)
Lineage: Eukaryota; Viridiplantae; Streptophyta; Magnoliopsida; Rosales; Rosaceae
Product: G-type lectin S-receptor-like serine/threonine-protein kinase LECRK2
Exons: 2
Coding region: 1-2421 (806 amino acids)
Biological process (GO): protein phosphorylation
Molecular function (GO): protein serine/threonine kinase activity; ATP binding
Source: RefSeq, a predicted model, not a curated record